Trypanosoma cruzi is the source of this 353-nucleotide messenger RNA. RefSeq names its product ribosomal protein L2, putative. The annotation marks the transcript as partial. NCBI's taxonomy places the organism in Eukaryota, Euglenozoa, Kinetoplastea, Trypanosomatida, Trypanosomatidae. The record is from RefSeq and is a predicted model, not a curated record. The transcript has a single exon.
ACACUCGAAGACGAAGCGCGUCUCGAGUCAUCCUGCGGGUGGUGGCAAUGGAGGGUCGGCCAAUCUUCUUGUGCCGUUGGACUGGCGCAUUCAUCCACGGAACUGCGUUAAGACGAAGUACUGGCUUUCUGGCUACAUUCUCCGUGGACGGCAGUAUAACAAGAGUCAGACGGUUGCAGAUAUUAAGUCCAAAACAUAUAGCUGGGCAAAUCGUGAUCCCGUCUAUCGUUAAGUACACGCGCUCUGUCCUUUUCUUACACUGUGUAUCUGCGUUAGGUGUCGAAUUCAUAUUUUUUUCUUUUUUGAAUUUUUGGUUUUGCCCUUCAAUUGUGAAAGAACUUAGUUCCCCCUAA